CGUAUUGGAGCCUCAACCUGCACUUCACUGCCAUGCUCAUGGACUGUUCCGACCUCCAACUUAAGCUCCAGGGCAGUUCCUUCAAAGUUAAAAGACCUCAAAGUUAUUAAGCCAAAUCAUUCAUUGAAAAAUGGUAAAAAGCGGAAACUGGUAUCAGAAGAAAAGGAAAACUUUGAACCACUACAGAAUGAUGACAAAACAUUCAUGGAGUUGACAACAGCACUUAGAGAUUCAUUGCCAAAUGCAUGUGUUUUUAAAGGUAUAGAUAUCCCAGAAGUAGUAUGUCACACAAAACAAGAGGCGAAGGCAUCUGACAUCGACAUCCAAGAGUAUACUAUACAGCGGCUUGUAGCCAAUGGCUUGGAGGGCCCUCUUUCAGAACCAAUUUAUAGCAAUGAAAUAAUAGAAAGACUGAACAUGGCAACUGUUGGACAACACAAAAAUGAGCACUGGCAUGUUUUACGUAAGGGAAGAAUAACAUCAUCCAAUUUUCAUUCUGUAUCUUGCAAAAUUAAGUACAAUAGGAGCCAAAAUGUAAUUAGACCACUCUUGUCCAAUAUCAUGGGAUAUACAUCUAUUAAUCCUAACAUAAAAGCCUUAAAAUAUGGACGAGAAAUGGAACCAAUAGCAUGUGAAACAUACAAGUCAUACAUGAAAAAAGGUCACAAAAAUGUUGUUUUUUCAAACUGUGGUAUUUUUAUAGAUUCUGUUAGGCCAUAUUUGGCAGCAAGUCCAGAUCUCAUUGUUUCAUGUUCAUGCUGCGGUGAUGGGGUUGCAGAAUUUAAAUGCCCAAUGAUACCAAAAUGUGAAAAAUGUACUCAUUUUUGUCAUUGUAAAUUGCCAGUUUUCUUGCAUUGUGAAAAUGAAACAUUGUCAUUGAAUCGUAGUCAUGCUUAUUUUGCCCAGAUACAAGGCCAGAUGGCUAUUACCGGAAGAUUUUGGUGUGACUUUUUUGUCUAUUCUUGUAAUGGAAUUUUCAAUGAAAGAAUAGAAUUUGACAAAUAUUAUUAUGACGAAUUACAAGAUGAUCUUGAUAACUUUUUCAGUUUGUAUAUUGUGCCUGAAUUAAAAACAAGAAAUGUUGAAAACUCUUUAAUGAAAGAGGAGACAAUGGAAGUAGAUGUUCAGAAUGUGAAAGAAGGAAAUGUGUAUUUUUGUCCAGUUUGCAACAAAAUUGUCCAAGAUGAUGUUAAAUCCUACAAAGCUCAGAGUGUUCAAUGCGGCAAAUGUCAGCUUUGGUUCCAUUUUCCAUGUGUACAUGUGACAAAAUCAUUGUUGAAAAACAUUAAAGAGUGGUUGUGUCCAUCCUGUUAAAAGAUUUUAGUUAAAUGCAUGAUAUCAUACUGUAGUUUCAUCAAUACUUGUUCAAAACCAAUUUUCGUGGAUUUUGUUUUUGACUUGAUCCACAAAAUUAAAUGUUCAAUGAAGUGCAAUAACUAAUAGCCAUGAUAAUAUAACAAUUAUGUAUAGAGACUAAAGAUCAUUGGCCACGUUCAGUUUACAUAUCAUUAAACUGUAAAUUUUCACUAAAUCCACAAAAAAUUGAUGAUGAAACUAUAGGUUUGUUAAUUUAGACUUUAAUAAUGAGUUUCAUCAUAACACUCAUUAGUGCUAUAAAAUCUGAGGGAAACCAUGCAAGUUUUCUACAAUGUAUGUACUUAAAAGUCUUGACUUUUAUAUCAAUAUAUUUCACAUGGAAUAAAUCUUCCAUAAAAUAAUCUUAGUUU
Messenger RNA from Magallana angulata, 1727 nucleotides. RefSeq lists its product as uncharacterized. The record is from RefSeq and is a predicted model, not a curated record. The transcript has 3 exons. NCBI's taxonomy places the organism in Eukaryota, Metazoa, Mollusca, Bivalvia, Ostreida, Ostreidae. The coding region runs from base 205 to 1314 and encodes 369 amino acids.